GCUCCCCUCCUGCAGAGCUGUUUGCAUCUAGCGCUCAAGUGCAAUGAAUCUGGAGCGCAACGACAGACGGGAGCGUCCUUUGACUCGAGGGCCAGACAUGGAGGCUCGCACUGGGGGGAAAAUGGGGAAGAUAUCGGUGGGUUUCCAAAGGAGCUCCACCUCAGAUGACGACUCUGGAUGUGCGUUGGAGGAAUACGCCUGGGUGCCACCGGGACUCAGGCCAGAGCAGGUCCAGAUGUAUUUCUCCUGUCUGCCAGAAGACAAGGUGCCGUAUGUGAACAGUCCUGGAGAGAAGCACAGGAUCCGACAGCUCCUCUAUCAGCUGCCACCACAUGACAAUGAGGUGCGCUAUUGCCAUUCUCUGUCUGAGGAGGAAAAGAGGGAGCUCCAAAUGUUCAGCACCCAAAGAAAGAGGGAGGCAUUGGGGCGAGGGAUGCCCAAGAUCCUCCCCAGAGCUCUGCAACACACCCGCUGUGAAAACUGUCAUGGUGGCAUUAAUGGAGGGGAGAUGGCAAUUUUUGCCUCCAGAGCCGGCCCAAGUCCUUGCUGGCACCCAGCGUGCUUCGUGUGCGCCACAUGUCAAGAGCUCCUGGUGGAUCUCAUCUAUUUCUGUCAAAAUGGCAAAAUCUUAUGCGGAAGACACCAUGCAGAGCUCCUCAAACCACGAUGCUCCUCUUGUGACGAGAUCAUCCUCGCAGAUGAGUGCACAGAGGCAGAGGGCCGUCACUGGCACAUGAAGCACUUUGCCUGUUUUGAGUGUGGGACGAUGCUGGGUGGGCAGCGAUAUAUCAUGAAAAAUGGACGGCCCUAUUGCUGUGGGUGCUUUGAGUCACUAUAUGCAGAGUAUUGUGAGGCCUGUGGUGAAAACAUUGGUGUUGACCAUGCUCAAAUGACCUAUGAAGGUGUACACUGGCACGCCACAGACCAGUGCUUUUGUUGUGCUCAGUGUAAGACAUCCUUGCUGGGUUGUCCCUUCCUGCCCAAACAAGGCCGCAUCUAUUGCUCAAAGGCGUGCAGCCAGGGAGAAGACAUACAUGCUUCAGACUCGUCUGAUUCUGCAUUCCAGUCUGCCCGCUCACGUGAGUCACGGCGCAGUGUUCGUAUGGGGAAGAGCAGCCGACCUGCUGAGCAGUGGAGACAGUCACAGCUGUUAAAUCCUCCGCCUACCCAUCCAUCUUACGAGCAAAGAUUCAAGAAUGGUAAGGGGGACAGAGAUGUGGAUGGCGACAUUGAUAUCGUUGGACGUAAACUGAACCAAAUGGGCCUAGAGGAGGAGAGAUUUUGGAAGGAGCGGGAGGAGCAGGAUGCUGGUGGAGAGGAGGAUCCAGAGGAGUGGGCUCAGCACGAUGACUACAUGACUCAGCUGCUACUUAAAUUUGGUGACCGUGGGAUGCUACAUCAAUUUCAGCAGCAGUCUUUAAAAUCACCCAGUCUAACUAGUGAUACAAACAGGCUAAUAAGUGUUUCUGAUCCCUGGCUAAAGCCUGAUUCUACAGCUAUGGGGAUUAGCACCUCUUCUCCCACCCCUGCCAGUCCAACACAGAGUCAAAUUUCCAAUCAGUCCCGGGCCAACAGCCUUAGCCCUGGAUUGAUGGACAAUAAACACCUUCCGGAAAUGUACUGGGCCCAGUCACAAGAUGGCCUUGGAGAUUCAGCCUAUGGGAGCCACCCUGGUCCUGCCAGUGUCAGAAAGAUCCAAGAACUGGAGCUGGACCAAGAUCAGGAUCAGCCUGAACCAGGAAAACAGGUCUUCUGGUCAGACAGCAGGCAGUGGUACGAGGACUCCCUUGAGUGUAUUGCUGAUGAGCUGAGGAAGGUUGAGAAGGGUGUCGGAGACUCCAUGGAUUCCUUGGCUCUCUCCAAUAUCACUGGUGCAUCAGUAGAUGGUGAAAGCAAGGACACACCUAUGGUCUACACUCUUCAUGCCAUGCAGGAUUCCACGUUGACGGUUGACUGCGAGAAGAUGAGCAACAUGGGAACGUUUAACUCAUCUCAUCUUCACUACAGCGCCAACUCGCUCAAUCUCAGCAUGGAAAAGAGAGGUGAAGUGGAUGGUGAGAUUGGAAUGAGGGGAGGAACUGCAGGAGGACUUCUCUCAUUGUCUCCUCAUUCAGAAGGACUCCCUCCAUCCUUUGUUCAACCCCCAGCUCUCAGGAGGAGCAAGUCGCAAGCUAAGCCACCUCAGGUGGUUAAAUUUUCAGAAGACACUGUGGACAAUGGAUAUAAUGAUAGUUUAGAGGUCAGUAUUACAAAGCAUCCAAUGAGUGAGAAACCACAGAGAAGGGCAUACGGUCCAGAAGAGUUGGGCAGAGAAAGAAGCCGUUCAACAAGUCACCAUGGGCGCAGCAGGCAAACCCACCACCGGCCAGGCCGGCGCCAUCGUAGCCGCAAAACCCGUUCAGACAAUGCCCUUCACAUGGUGCCUAUGGAAAGGGCACAGAGACCAUUUGAACCUCAGCAGCAGGGCCUAGGAAACCCUCCAUGUAGUGCAAUGCACCUACAGCAUCCCUCACACAUCUUGCCUUUGGCUUAUUCCCAAAUUCGAUCUGAUUAUAUGCUUCGGAGCGCAACCAAAAAUGACCCACGGGUCGAACAUUUUAUGGGUCUCUACAGAGAUGAGGAUGACUGGUGUUCUACUUGUUCUUCUUCAUCAGACUCAGAGGAGGAAGGCUAUUUUUUAGGCCAACCAAUCCCUCAGCCUCGAGGUGUUGGGCACUACUAUGCAGAAGACUACCCAACCAGAGUCACAGCGCUGCCUUCCCUCAGCCAUCAUGGCCCACAGACUGGUCGCCGAAAGAGCCACAACUCCAAAAACUGUAUAAUUUCCUAACAUACCUUAGUUGUUUUUAUGUGUACAACACAAAGCAAUACUAUUGGGAUGGUUUCAAAUGGUCACAUCUGAUCUGAGAAAGGCAAACCAACUAUUAAAACCGCAAAGACAAAAAAAUUGCAAUAAAGUCGGAAAAUCCUUUACCUGUACUGACCUAGAUUUUGGGUAUUACUGAAUGAAGUUCAGCAUAAACAGGAUGAAUACCUAAGAGUUGGAGUUGUGUCCCUAAAGACGACCAUUGGAAAUGA
This is a messenger RNA of Nematolebias whitei (Rio pearlfish), 3078 nucleotides long. RefSeq names its product prickle homolog 1b (gene prickle1b). The transcript is spliced from 8 exons. Gene Ontology annotation, molecular function: zinc ion binding. The record is from RefSeq and is a predicted model, not a curated record. NCBI's taxonomy places the organism in Eukaryota, Metazoa, Chordata, Actinopteri, Cyprinodontiformes, Rivulidae. Bases 44 to 2830 code for a protein of 928 amino acids.